AGAAAGCUACUUCAUGCAGUAGCAAGUAAAUUUUCAGUAUUUGUAUGUGAAAUUAAAGAAAAUUAAGCUUGAGGUCAGGUAUAUUCUAAAAAUAGCUUAUAAAAAUGCUGGAGCCCGGUUUCUGGAGUGCACAGUGCACUUUAGAUAUUGAAACUUGUGUAGACUAUUCCUUAAGUGCAGUGUCAAGGUUGAAAAAAUAGAAAUUUGUAAUUUCUUUAUUUUUCAUCAUACAAAAUACACAUUUUUAAGCUGCACUCUAAGGAAACCCACUGUAUGGUCAUGUGACUUUUUGGCGGGGAAUAAAUCAGCAUACCUAUUAUAUACAGUCUUUAGUCAUGCAUGUCAUUUAACAAAAUAACUGGAGACAGAAAGGAAUAUUUUAUUGAAAGUGUAAUGGAACAAACUGUCAUAAGUUUACUACAGAAAGUCGACAGAAGACUGGAGAACAUUGAGACACAGAUUUAUAAACAAAAUGAUAGAUUAAAUUCUUUAGAAAAAAUUGUGAAACUUACUAAUGCUCAAAGUAAAUUGGACAAUCAGGACAGUGGUACAAAAUCUACAGUCAGUUCGGGUGAAAGUGAUAACUUCCUAAAUCAUGUAAAGGCAGAGCUAAGAAAUGUGGGAAAAGGGAUAACAGGAGACGGAAAAACUAGGUCAAAAAUAAAGAAGACUAGCUCUUUUAACGAGAAACCUUCUUCAAAGCCAGUUCGAGUCAGAAGAAGCCCUCACACCAUUCCUUCAGAUAAAGAUGAAGAAAGAAGAAUUAACAGCUUCCGUCGGGAAUGCUUGUCGAAAGCUAUACAAUGGCAUCUAGUUGAUUUGAUAAAUGCUGUGCCAGAAAAACAUGAAUUUGUGCUCCCAAAAUGGCUUAGUAGGGAAGAGGUGAAAUUUGUAAUGGAAGGAACGGACAGGAAAAACCACUUCAGGCGAUUCCUAUGUGUUCUCAGGAAGAAGGAAUUUGGAACAAUGCAGGAAUGGCUACAUAUUUGUGGGUUUGAUGAGAAAGUGGUAAAGCAGGUCUGGGAAACAUUCCAGGAAUUUAGUGACAAAGAUAUGAAUAUGUCAAGAUUGAAGUGUUUGCGAUGCAGACUUAUUGACGGUGUAAGUGUUGUGAAUGUGGCUGAUUAUUUAUAUAGUGCUGAUAUUUUGACAUCAGAGCAAGAAUAUUUGAGAAUUUCCAGUUCUGAAAGACCAGUUGGUGCACAGGAUGAACUCUGGAAAUACGUUUUGCAACAAUGUGAGAAGUAUAUAUGCCCAGAAGUGGUUGCUAUAGCUUUGAAAGUGGCGCUGACAGAUCAGCUGAAUAUAGUGGAUGAUGAUGAGAUAUUGGUGUACGAGUCUUUGCUCAAUGACAUUGAUGCCAGCGAUACUCAAGAAUUACUAGCAUGCCGCUGCAAUGUGAGAUGUUCCCAGUCACUUCAUCCGCCAUCCUGUCUGAAAACCAUGUCUUUAGCAGGUGUCUAUUUUUCACCACCAACUCGGCGAAAACGAGAAAAGUCAUCAUCGUCAGGUGGAAGUCCACAGUCCAGUAGUUCCUCUAACUCGUCUGUUGAGACCGUUUGUAACGGUACCAAUGACGAAAGAGGAGAUAGAAAUGAAGAGAUUCUGAACCCUGAUGAUGAAACUUUCCUGAAGCAACCUUUUGGUACAACUAAAAAUGAAAAGCUGAAACCAGAAGGAAACGGUAUAGUUUCAAACCUCGCAUUAAGGCCACGGAGUGCCAGGUCAAGGUCAUUGCGCAGAAGGUCUCAACAAAAGGUUGAAAAUUUUCCAUCUGAUUCAAGCAUAGAAAAUUUUGAUAGGGAAAAUAUAAAAGCUGGUCCAGUCAGAAAUAGUUACAAGUCAGUAACAAGCAAACUUGAAAAUAAACCAAGUGUGAUACCAGUUCACGCAAAUACAGUGUAUAUAGACACUGGAACAAAAUAUAAUAUACAACUAAGAAAAGGAAGAUCUAGUGAGAGCUGUAGUGAACAUUAAAAUCUGUUUUCCCCAGUUACAGCCCCUUAAAAGCCUUGCAGGAAAACAUGAUGAUGACAAACCCUGGUGAGGAACAAAGUUGUAGAUUACAUUUUAUCUGCAUUAUGAAAUCGAAAUGCUGUUUCAGCUAAACACAAUUAAAAUAUGAAUCAGGGAAACAUUAGUUUCAAUAUUUUCAAGCAUCAGUUAAAUACUCGAGUGAUACCGGCAGGGAAUCUAUGGAUCAUUUAUAACUUCCUUCCAAGUACUAAUAUUUACUGUACUGGGUAGUCCAGUUAAGUGGGUUAUGAUCCUAGGUCAGAUAAAUGUAUACAUUUUUCUGAAAAAUUCAAGAUGGACAAAAGCGCUCACAUGAUUUUUAACAAAUAGGACAAGAAACACCUCCCAUUGUACUGUAGAGUUGUUAUUUAUGGGAGUAUCAAUUGGAAGAAAAACUGAUUUUUGAAGAGAUGUGGCAGACUGUUAAAGCCUUUUUUGUGACAUACGUUUUUAUUAUUAUUUACUUUAAAUUAUAAAUAUUGUUUUUAUAAAAGAUUUAUGUUCCUUUAUUGGUGUUGGCAGCUUUAAUUUCAUGUUUUAUUCUUUAAGAAUAGUAUUAAAACUAAAUAAUAAAUGUAGCACUUAA
Mercenaria mercenaria is the source of this 2602-nucleotide messenger RNA. RefSeq lists its product as uncharacterized. The transcript has 2 exons. The coding region runs from base 340 to 1977 and encodes 545 amino acids. The record is from RefSeq and is a predicted model, not a curated record. NCBI's taxonomy places the organism in Eukaryota, Metazoa, Mollusca, Bivalvia, Venerida, Veneridae.